AUGUCCCAGGAGAUCUACUACUAUGCCGGGGAUGGAGCUAGGAUCACCCAAGAUGAUGUGACAUCUACUGCGAUGACCUUGCAGGCCCAAACCCAACCUGAUGCCAAAACCCUCUCCGACUUGACAGCGGAGGGCGCUCCUCUUGCGGCUGAAGCUUUGCCAGACCUCCAAACGGUCGGUGCGGAUGGAAGCAAGGGUGUGUGGACGGCUAUGGGCUCUACGGUUUCCAAGGCUAGGAUCAAGAAAAGGGAGGACACCGAACAGGCGGUUGAGGUGAAGCCAAAGACUUCCCAAGAGAGAGCAAAAGACACUAUGAAGGCACUUCUCGCUGAAGCUGGAGAAGCCAGGAAGCUCAGUAUCUCCCUCCAGGCUGUUGAAUAUGGCGGUGAGUUGACAAAGCAGUUGCUGGAUGAGUCCAAGAAAAUGGAAAAGCUGUUCACCAACUACACAGACCUUGUGAAGCGCAAAGUCACCGAUGACUCCAAGUAUGACUCUGCAGCUGAUCAGGCCGACCAGAAAAUGAAAUGGCUCGAGAAGGCUAAGGCUGCGGCAAAAUCUUUGCUUGCUGGCCUGAACAAGAAGGCGCCGAAGAAGAAGGCAGCCAAGAAGGAGAAAGUCGCGGCCGCCUCGUGA
Molecule: messenger RNA, 633 nt
Organism: Durusdinium trenchii
Lineage: Eukaryota; Dinophyceae; Suessiales; Symbiodiniaceae
Source: the annotation of a GenBank genome assembly